This is a messenger RNA of Trypanosoma rangeli, 2211 nucleotides long. RefSeq lists its product as uncharacterized. Gene Ontology annotation, biological process: N-terminal peptidyl-methionine acetylation. The record is from RefSeq and is a predicted model, not a curated record. The transcript has a single exon. NCBI's taxonomy places the organism in Eukaryota, Euglenozoa, Kinetoplastea, Trypanosomatida, Trypanosomatidae. Gene Ontology annotation, cellular component: NatC complex. Bases 1 to 2211 code for a protein of 736 amino acids.
AUGGCGUGUAACCUCGACAACACAUGGGUGGAGUGCAUGGACGAGUUUAAGAAGCUCCUUGCGGAGAAUGGCUUGCCGUGGCAGUGCCACACCUGCGAGGGUGUGGACAAGGAGGCGAUGCUUAGUGCCCCGGAGGUGAUGGACGCCAAGACGGAUGCUGGCUGCGGCUACAGUUCUAUCCGCUCCCUCAGCAGCCUUUUGAGGGACGGCACCAUCCCGUCAGCGGCCACGUUGGGGGGCGAGGCACUGCUGGAUGUUAUGGACCUUAUUCACGUGAAGGAACUGCAGUAUCUACAGGGAUUUUCUCUUACCGCUGGCUGCCUUGCAUUUGCCUACUUCUUCCGCAUGGAUUUGUUAAAGGAGCAGAAUCCCACGUUGCACGCGUACUGCCGUGGUGUUGCCCGAUGUAUCGAGUUGACAACACGGGCUGUUAUGACCACGCGGGUUCGAAGUGACGAGGAUUUUAUUCCCUGGCUUAAACCACUGGAACCUGAGGAGGCUCUCAUUGAGGAGAAGAUAAUGAAUGAACUAGAGGAGGCUGCGGGCAAGGCGGAGUCCCCCACCAUUGCUGCACGACUGCGAUGGCGGAAACUUUUUCUCUCUGUAUUGAGCGGCUUUGUUCUUGGAAGCAAGAAGUCGGAUGCGGAGGCGGCGUGCGACCUUUGCGGAGAGGCAUGUGAUCUUUUAGGCGCUGCCGAGUUUCAGCGUGAGGCAGAGCCUGUGCAGGAUGACCGGUUUUUCCGUGAUACGGAGGUGGGCUACUGGGCCAGUUCGUUUACGCCCAGCAAACCGCUACCAUGCGCCCCUUUCGCGGAGGCAAUGCAGGCGUACAAGGUUAUGUUGAACCAACUUGCGUCGCUGAAGGAUUUGUUUACAAUGCCGUCGCUGCAGGUUAUCCUGGAGUUUGUGGAGGCGUUGGGGGCACGGAGGCCGCUUUUGCUUAUGAGAGCCAUAGCUGUCACUUUGCUCUUCCGUCAAGAUCCGACUGAGUGUUUUCUCUAUGGGGCGUCCCUGCCACAGCGCAUUCUGCAAGAGCUGGCCGAUGAACAUGGUGCACCGUUGUAUCUUAAGAUCUUUAAGGGUGAUGAGGAGAUGCUGGAGGCCGUCUUGAAGUAUCGUAUUCAGAAAACCAUGGACACACACAAGAUCACGCCGGAUCAACCAAUGCUUUUGCGGCACCAAACCGUAGAGGCGGUGCGCUCUUGGGCGCUUGAGGUGUCAAAGGCCUACCUGCUUCAUCUGGAAGCGAUGAUGUGCAAUCGUGGCCUCGCCCACCGCCGUCUCAUGAAUGCGCUGCCACACCUGGGAUCCUUGCAGGAAAUCUCCUACAACACAGACAAAUCCGUUUUUCUUUUCCAUCUUCCCUCCGUAUCCCCUGAGAUGGAGGCGGAGGCGACCAAGCGCAUGCCACUUCUCGCCAUGUACGUCAAUCAACACGUCCUUCAUGUGAUGCAGCUUAUUUUUUCAUUGACGCUGGAACUGGAUCUUUUCACGCAGGGAGAGUUGAUUCCGGCCCUCUGGUAUUGGAACUUCACGCAGCGGGCGCAAAUAGAAAAUCUUGGUCUACUGGCUCCCCCGCAUGCCGCCAUGAUUCCUGAGACGCGUAUUAACCGCCGUACCAAGGUGCCACUGCACAACCUUGCCCUCACCACACGCACCACGGGGCGCUCCGACACCGUUCGCCUCACAAUUCUCGAGACGGGACGCAUGAUUGCUGACGCCCUGUUUGUGGCAGCGUGUCUGUUGGAGGCAAAGGGGCUUAUUGAUUUGAGAAGCGCGGCGAAGCAUUCACUCAUGACCUUGGAGAACACAUUCAACCAUCGCAUGAAGUGCCUUCAACACAUCCGCAGCCCGCCCUUCACACCGUAUGCCUACUGCAUCGCUGCAAAGCUCGAUAUCAACACCGACGGAAACGUGGACUCACAAAAGGUUUUUCUAUACGCCCAGAAAGCCAGUGAGGUUGCCGUCGGCGCCGCUGAUAGACUGAAGCAGCUUAUGGCAUCAAAGGAGCUUGACCAGUCACGCAGGAAAGCAAUUCAACCACAGGUGGAGAACAUGGAGCGAACUGCCAGGGCAGUGGGUGCGUCAUUAGCGGCCUUUGCCACUGUCUGCGAUAACGAUGAGGCGCUGCGGGGUUAUCACGCCCGCAUCGAGUAUCCAUUCGAUCCCGCGAUGUUGUGUUUCACCUUCCAUAAAAAGGAGACUCAGUAA